ACUUGCAUGUUCAUCUUCUUUGUUUACCAUAAAUUGUUUGUAUCUCUUCAACUAUGUUGCCCCUUCGGUCACUGGCAUCAACACUGCAAAACCCAAAACCGAUGGCUCUGCCCAUCGCUUGUGUGGACAUGGUCACUCGGCAUCCCAUCUUUCCACUGUGUUACAAUUCUGCCGCUUUUUUUUCGUCUCACUCCAUACAAUCCCCACAUCUGAUCUCCUAUACUCGUAAUGGUGGCUUGCACAGAAUGCUGAGCUCAUCCUGUUCAGCAACCCCUCAUUUUUGGAGCAGGGAAUUAGCCAUUUGGAAUGUGGGUACAGCACUUGCAGUUGAGGCAGAGACAAAGGUGGAGGCUGUGGCCGUGCCUGACACUCCUGAAUCUCAAUUCAUCUCCAUCCUCCUCCUCUGUGCAUUCGUUGGUCUCACAUUUCUUAGUUUUGGGGUGAUUUACUUGGCAGUGAAAGACUUCCAGGAGAAACGCGAGAGAGAUAAACUGUUAAAGGAGGAGCAAGCUCAAGAAAAGCAGAAGAAUUCCAAGAGAGAAAAGAUAGCCAAGCCUGGACCAAGAGGAUUUGGACAAAAGAGUAGGCGAAGAUGAGUACACAAUCAGAUUUUGCUUCUUUUUUCUUUUUGAUUUGGAGUUAAUUGCAUUUUAGCUAUUUUGUAUAAAUUCACACAAGGCACAUCUGUAGCGUUGCUGGAUAAACAUAUUCUGCAAGUACUCUUGAGUGCCUUUUCCCUGCCAUUUUUAUUAAAUUAUCCAUUUCGAUGGGUUUCAAUCGUUUUGUUUGGGUAUUUCCUAGCUUUUGGGCAGGACAUUUGCUGCUUUCUUUGAGAAUCCAAGUCUGUUUUGUAUUCUGAAAGCAAAUUAGGGUUCACGAAAAUUCGAAA
This is a messenger RNA of Cryptomeria japonica (Japanese cedar), 889 nucleotides long. RefSeq lists its product as uncharacterized. The record is from RefSeq and is a predicted model, not a curated record. Bases 54 to 596 code for a protein of 180 amino acids. The transcript has 2 exons. Lineage: Eukaryota; Viridiplantae; Streptophyta; Pinopsida; Cupressales; Cupressaceae.